Molecule: messenger RNA, 2501 nt
Organism: Triticum aestivum (bread wheat)
Lineage: Eukaryota; Viridiplantae; Streptophyta; Magnoliopsida; Poales; Poaceae
Product: wall-associated receptor kinase 3-like
Exons: 3
Coding region: 68-2260 (730 amino acids)
Biological process (GO): cell surface receptor signaling pathway; protein phosphorylation
Cellular component (GO): plasma membrane
Molecular function (GO): calcium ion binding; ATP binding; protein serine/threonine kinase activity
Source: RefSeq, a predicted model, not a curated record
GCCAGUGCGUUCCACUCCAAGAGAAAAUCCAUGGUGAGCAGUCUGUAGACAGUAGCCAUCACACUCAAUGUCAUGGUCAGUGUUGUUAUUCUCGGUGGUGGCGAUGGCGGCGGCAGCGGCGCUCGUAGUAGCCAGCGGAGCAGCACCGGCGCCCAUAGGGAAACAUGGCUGCGAAACGUGGUGCGGUGAGGUGAGCGUGCCAUACCCGUUCGGCUUGGGACCGGAGAGGUGCUCCGCAGCGGCAGGCUUCCAGCUCACCUGCGACCACGGCAACACUACCAGUACCAGACCCGGAGCAACCACCCGGCCCCGGCUGUUCCUCAGCGACUACAGGGGCUUCGAGAUCAUGGAGAUCUCAGUGGAAAACCGGACGGUUAGCGGGGUCAGCCCCACUAUCUUCAGCAACGCCGCCAUCAACAGCACUAUCAGGAGGCAUAUGGGCUUCGGUGACAACCGCUGGAAGAACACCAGGCCACCGAGCACCUCCUAUCUGGUGGCCACGGGGUGCAACGUGCAGGUCACACUACUCUUCAGUACUCCUGCCGGCACCCACAGCUACACCACCGGCUGCAGCUCAUCCUGUAGCGGCAGUGCUAUGAUCACCGACAACGACGUCCGGAACUACGGCGUUGGCUUCUGCACUACCCCGGUCGUCUCAUACCUCGCGUCCUAUACCGUGGAGCUCAAGCGGCUCGCCGGGAACAGCACCAUUAACAACCAUCUCCCGGUAUACGUGUUCAUCGCCGAGGAAGGUUGGUUUGGUCCGGACCGGGCCGUAGAUCUUAUGAAUCUGGGCGCACGUCGUUCCAGACUCAAGGCCAAGGAUGAUCAUCUGUUGGUACCCUUGACCCUCGACUGGGUAUGCAUCCAUGGAUCCUGCAACGCCUCCGUCAACGCCAACUGCACCACACUCGACAACGUGUGCCACUGCAAUCCUGGCUAUAAGGGCAACCCUUACCUAACGGAUGGAUGCCAAGAUAUCGAUGAGUGCAUGCGGCCAAUGGACCAUGGCUGUUUUGGCGAGUGUCGCAAUACGCAGGGAUCGUUCAACUGCUGGUGUUCGCGAGGAGGAAACGCCAGCCAACCAAAUGGUUGCCUCAAUCCCACAAGGAAAACAGGUUUAAUCAUUGGUCUCUCCAUUGCUACUGGCGCAUCCUCCAUUCUUUUCUUUCUGGGUGCAUUGUUAAUAAUUCGCAAGCUUAAGGAUCACAAGGCUGACAAGUUGAAACAGAAGUUUUUCAAUCAAAAUCAUGGACAGCUAUUGCAACAACUAGUAUCUCAAAGGUCUGACAUUGGCGGAAGGAUGAUCAUCCCUUUAAAGGAAAUAGAGAAGGCCACAAACAAUUUUGAUCAAACGCGUAAACUUGGUGGCGGAGGGCAUGGUACAGUCUACAAAGGAAUAUUAUCAGACUUACAUGUCGUGGCCAUCAAAAGGUCAAAUAUUAUGGUCCAGAGAGAAAGUGAUGAGUUCAUAAAUGAGGUUGCCAUACUAUCACAAGUAAACCAUAAGAAUAUUGUUAAGCUUCAUGGUUGUUGUCUCGAGACAGAAGUCCCACUAUUGGCCUAUGAAUUCAUUUCCAAUGGAACCCUUAGUGAUCAUCUUCAUAAUGAAUCACCAAAAUCAAUAUCUUGGAGUGGCAGGCUAAGGAUCGUAAGUGAAGUAGGAAGAGCAAUUGCUUAUCUUCAUUCUGCUGUUUUAGUUCCUAUAAUACAUAGAGAUAUCAAAUCUUCAAACAUACUUCUUGAUGAUGCUUUCACGGCAAAAGUAUCUGACUUUGGUGCUUCGAGGUACAUUCCAAUCGAUCAGACAGGUAGAACAGAAACAGCAGUGCAAGGAACUAUAGGAUAUCUUGAUCCUAUGUACUACUACACGGGACAGCUGUCAGAAAAGAGCGAUGUUUAUAGCUUUGGAAUUCUUCUUGUGGAGUUGCUUACUAGGAAGAUGCCAACCAUGUAUAGAACCUCAGCAGGUGAUGGACUUGUGGCACAGUUUGUUGAACUCCUGGAAGAAGGCAAACUAGUUGACAUACUAGAUUCCCAAGUUGUAGAGGAGGGAUGUGGCGAAGUUGAAGAAGUAGCUGCUCUAGCUGCAUCAUGUAUAAAAUUAAGAGGAGAGGAUAGGCCAACCAUGAGGCAAGUGGAGAUGGCACUCGAAGGCAUUCAGGCAAACAAGCAGCUUGUCCUAACUGAUUUGGGAGCAGAGCGAGAUGAGGAGAACUACUCAACCAGAACCAGUUUGAGCUUGGAGGAAGUGAGCUGAUGAUAUAACCAAGAAGAGUCAUUCUCAGACUCUCAGUACUAUCUAGGCGGUGUCCCUUUAAGUUUUUUUUUAAUGUUUGAGCAAGUUGAUCCUAGGUGUCGUUAGAUUAUUAAUCUGUAGUAUUUAUUUUGUGUCGGAUGCAUGUAUUCUGUAAUUUGUGUGUCACUGGGGAGACCUGGAUUUCGGCGGGUCUCCCGCACCUGGUAAAUUUUCUACGAGUGAGAACAUUGUUGAAACAUUU